Xyrichtys novacula (pearly razorfish) is the source of this 30665-nucleotide messenger RNA. Lineage: Eukaryota; Metazoa; Chordata; Actinopteri; Labriformes; Labridae. The record is from the annotation of a GenBank genome assembly.
AGCAUCGCUUGCUUGUCAAUGGACUGUAUCAACAUGGCAGUUUUCUGAGUUUGGGAAGAGGGAACCUAGAGUUAAUAAACAGAAUUUUCGGUUCGUCACGAAGCGAAAACGUUUAGCUGUUUGUGUCCACAGCUGGUUGGACCGUAGAGGAAAGAUGUCCAGUGAGGGAAACAAAAAGCAGUUUUGGAAAAGAAACGCCGCGAAGGUUCCCGGCAGGUGAGUGACGUGUUACCUGCUGUCGGCUAGCUUAGCGGAACUAGCCUUACUCCUUAAACGCUGCUCUGUCGGACAAGACCUCCACUUUUAGCUUUACUGACGAGCUUUUAAUGACUGCAGACUUUCUGUCUUUUUCUCUGUAAACUGCUCGUGUGUGUGGUGAGCGUCUCUGUCCGAGUAGACACGGCUUACUCUCUCCUUCUGUUAGCCAGGCUGCUUUGGUGUUAGCGGCUAACAGAUGAGACCACAACAACAACAACAACAACACAAUCUGAGGAGUUUGUUGGUUUUUACUCUCCAAACACACACAUGUCGAUGAAUUAGGAGCCCGGCAGUAGCUCCAAGUGGUUUUGUUUUCCCACGGUUCAAGUGCUGUGAUACAAACUGGUAUCAUCUGUCGUAGAGAAGUUGCUAGCCUACCUAGCUGCAGAGACAGUUUGAUUAUGAGCUUCAUCUUGGUUUUUCCUCUUCCUCUUCUCCAGCAUACAGCAUGUUUACGGAGCACAACAUCCACCUUUCGACCCUCUUCUUCAUGCUAAGUGAGUACAGUGUGCCUUUCCUUCAGAAAUCAUAUCUGAGCCUGUUUGUGGUGCUGGACAAAUCUGAUCUGAUGGUGUUUUUUCUGAUCUAGUUUUCAUGCUGACCCUCUGUUCUCCUGUUGUUGAGCUUUAAAGUCUAAAGUUGAUAUUCAUUCAGCAUUUCAUCGAUAGCUCCUUUUUGCUCAGACUACCAAAAGUGAUCGACAACUUAUUACAUUUAUAGUUACAUCCCAACUAGUAGCUUGUAAAUGUUUGUGGAUGAUGAAGACAUCGAGCUUUUAUUCAGUAAUUAAUUUUGAUUUGUCUUUUUAAAUGUUUGCUCAGACAUUCAGAAUCGCCUUUUACCUGUAAGAUAUUAUUUAAAUAAGAAAAUGUUGCUAAUGUCUUGGAUGUAGGAAUUGUUGGAUCUUGUUACCCUCCAUUCCCCUACUCCUCCUACUCCCUUUCUCCACAGUGCACCAUACAGUACAGUUGUCUUAUUUGAUGUACCUAUUCAGGCUUAAUCACAAGGUACCAUCUCAUUUAAACAUGCAUUCGUCAUGAGACAAUUACAUGUAUGAGUGUGAAUGCACCAAAGACAGUCAUUGGGAUUUGAUUGUUCAGACCUUGUACAGAAGUGCUGUGUAUCUGCAUCGUCCCCUCUGCCCUACUGCAGAAGUGCCAAGUCCCUCCAGCAUGACAAAUGUAUAAGACUGAGAAACAGACUAUAUAUGUGUUGUAAUUUCCAGAUUUCUUUUAAAUUUGUUGUACAAUAUAUCAUUGGUAAUCAUAGAAAUGUUAUGUUCCUUCAUCAUCUGUAUCACUCUUUAAACUCCCAUAAACAAGCUCCAGCCCUCAAGAUGAGGUAACAAGUGCAAUAUUACCAACGUUACUGCUGCUGUGUUGAUUUUUAUCUCCUCCACAUAUAUAUUUUAAUUUUGGAUAAUUCUCUUGAGUAUUUAUCUUUCUAUUUUAUUCUUAUACAUACAUUUUAUUUAACUGUUCUGUAGAAUUCUUGUCUUGUGUAUCUAUAUAGUACCUUCUUUUUUACAACUAUUUGUACUUUUACUACCUAUUUUUUUUUUUUAUUUGUCUAUUGCACUGGAAAAGGAGAAGGUCUCCAAUCUCGUACUUUUAGUAUGAUGACAAUAAAGGACAUUCUGAUUCUGAUUCUUCUGAUUCUAAGCAUAUAAAAACAUAUUUUAUUCUUUUAAAGUGCAGUGUACACAACAAUAUGGAAGGUGUAGUAUCAACUUAGUUAGGAACAGUGCAUUUUUGUUUUCAAUCAUAUGCAGACUGAUCCCAUCCAUAUACUAGAAAAGAGUGUGCAAAUGGAAAAGGGGAGGAUGUGAUCCCUUAGUGAUUAAUCAUGAGUAAGUAGUGUGGGACUAAAAAGAGAGGUCCCUUUUUAUAGGGGAAUUUUUGCAACCCUGUUUCCUUCUCUUUCUUUAACAUCCUGCCCCAUUCCUCCUUAGAAUUACUUUGACCUCAUCCACUUUCUUCUGUCUGUUUUAUUUUAAUGUCUUUGUGUUUUCCCUCAAGUUUGAUUAAAGCAGGGAACAAGCCUCCUCCAGCUACACCAAACAAACCCAAGAAAGCUACCACCUUCCAGGAGUUUGAGAGCAUUACGAGUGAUGCAUGGGACGUUGGGGACGAUGAUGAUGAGUUGCUGGCCAUGGCUGCACAGAACCUUAAUAUCAAGGUGGUCAUGGAAACUGCUAAUCAGGUAAACAACCAGAUGCUGUGAUCUAUCAUAUAACAUUCACAUUUCUCAGUUCCUAAGUGACAAGAGCUCCACACUCUAUCAAAUCAUAUUUUAUAUUUCACACCGACUCACUCCAUCAACCUCAGCAGCUAACUCACAAAAUCUACAAUUGCUCCAGACCAUGAGUAGAGUUUGUGUAAGUGAAGAAUGCAGUGAAAUGUUGUUCGUUAUUAUCAGAAAUCACUAUUUGAAUUCACAUCCUGAUCUGCUAUUUUUACCUUAAACUGAUUCCUAUGAAACACGUAAUUCAAUCGUGAUCAAAAAAUUUGAUACAUAACACAUUAAGCAAAAUUAUUUAAGAAAUAAGCAGAGUUAAGAUAGGGUCAGAUAGGGUUAAAAAUACAGAAUUGGUUGUUUUGUACAUCUGUUACGUGUCAAAUUAACAUUAAAUCAAAUAACAUUAUUAUUAAAAUAUUGAUUACUUAGCUCUGUGACCUGGUGGGGCACACAGCAGCUCAAAUGGGACUGGUUUGGAUCAUGGAGCUGUGAGAGAUGGCUGGUCCAUUAGUAAGACUAUGACCUGUUUACAUCCUCACAUGUUUUUGGAGCCCUCAGGCGAAAGAUGAAGAAAAAAAGCCUUGUGCAGAUUCGUGCAUAUGCAGUCACAUGGAUUGUUAUACACACUUACAGAUUUGCAUGUAAUUAUUUUUAUUUAUCGUGGCACCUCAGGGAUCUACACAUGUAUUAACAAGAGUGUAACCAAUCCAUAGGAGACAGGGUUACCCUCUGAAGCUGAGGCUUUAGACUCCUUUGACCCUCCACACACACAGCAGGAGCCGCCUUUAUGAAACCCAAUACAGACUGCUAUUAGGGAUGUUAUACAUGCUCAGACUGUUGUAGCACCAACAGUGAUUUGAACGAGAGUGUCACUCCACCACUCACAGGAGAAAAUGAAAUGUCAGUUUUUGGGAAAGUGAUGGCUGCACAGCCUUGAUGGAAGAUUGCAGUCUGGUAGGCCCAAUUCAUGCAAGCGCUGGAGCAAAAUUGUCGUGUUACGUCUGGAGGUGCUGCAGCAGCUGCGUACUUGACACUGCUGACUCAUAUUGAACUGAAGCAAACAAACAGCAAAACUAACUGAUGCAAAGUCAAACAACAGUUUCCAGGAAACUAUUAACUGAAUAAUCCACCCUAACAGAACAAUCCAACUAUUAAAUCACUAGAAUUACUGUUAUCAAUCUGCUGUACUCUCUCAUACCGUCAGAGUCCUCCUGGUUUGUUGAGUUGGAUGAUGUAAGUCUUAUAGAGUCACUGACGGAUGAACUGCCUUAAGGUUUUUCAUGUUGUUAUACAAUUAUAUACACAGGUUGCAUAGGUGAACAUUUUUACAGAUUGAAUUUAAAUCAGUCAGAUUUCAUUUAAACUCCUCUUACAGCUCAUCAACGACCCUGUUUGUGCUUGUUUGAGCAGGUGAUUGAAAAUCACAGCAAGCAGCAGGAGAGACAGAGACUGGAUGACACAACAGAGCUGGAACACAGAGAAGAGGACACUCAGGAAGAAGUUGUGGCUGAGGAGGAAGAGGAGGCUGAGUUGGAAGAGGAGGAGGAGGAUGAGGAAGAAGAGGAAGGAAAUAGACUGGAGGAAGGAUAUGUAACCAGUCCAGAGGGGCCGUUCGCCUCCCAGAUCGGCCCCUGCACUGAUAGUCUCCUGGUGAAGUCCCACAGUGAAGCUCCCAUUGGGUCACCUAGAGGUUAGUGAAUACCACUGCUCAGUUUUCAAAUAGUUUUCUUGCUUCCUUGUGUACAAAAUACUUCAGUGUUGUUGUGUAUUUUCUGUGACAGACAGUUUCACAAAAUACUUUGAAUGACACAGUUGAAGCCCUCAGUAGAUGACAGAAAGCUUUUCCAUGGACCAAUCACCUGUCCAUAAAUUUAAUCUGUGUCUACAUAAUAAUUAGGUUUUAAUCAGGUCUUAAGGACCCACAAGAUAAAGUAAUGUUUAUUUUCCAUUGCUUUCCUCUUAGCAUUAUGACUGUUGCAUUUUAAUUUAUUAAUCAAGGGUCCGUGCUUGGACAGACCCUUUCAGGGUUCGUGUUUGUUAUUGUUUGCUUUAGACCAGGACCAAAAUGCUUUUGUUUUUGUUAAAACCUGCACAUGAAAAUUUAGGGUUACUUUUAGAAGGGUUUCCCUUAGGGUAAGAGAAAGUGAUAUUUCAUCUUUCAUCAUCAAAAAGGGACUUGUUGUAAUGGGACGAGGGUUCUUAAAACAGUCCAAAUGUUGAUGUUCUGGUAAUAUGCUCCUUCUACGUGGUGAGAUUUGAUUAGGCUAUGAAUAAUGACAUUAUCAUCAUUCAACCACAGUAUCAUAUAAAUGCUGACAAAAGAAAUCCAUAACAGUGUAUUUCAGACAGCACAUUGUUGACCAUCACAAUCCCUAAAUGCAUAAUACAGCAUUGUAACCAAAGGCUUCAACAGCACCUUCUGUUGACGGGCUGCAGUAAAGGUCAUAAAUCCCACCUCCUCCAGCUGUCCUUAUGGAGCUGUGGACAAACUGUAGAAAUUUAUUUCACAGAAUAUACAUUUUUCUCCCCCCUGUUGCAAUAUUGACAUGUAGUUAUUGUAAGACUGGUUUGUGCUCACGUCCUUUUUUUUUCUGUGCAGCUCCAUUUUUAAAAGUUAUUAGGGGGUUUGUGUUUUCUAUGAUUGACACUUGAUACAACCAAUGGGCAUACGAAGAUUGUGCAGCUCUCCGGGGGGUAUGUUGUUUGAGCCGAGUGUCAUCACUGGGACUCUCCUGCCUAAUGCGUACAUUGCUACUGUGCAAGUAGUGGAUUGCGUGAUGUUGGUCGGAAAUACCGAAGGCUUUUCGGCUUCAAAUCUGUAUACUGACGAAAAGCCGGAACCAAGUUGUCCAUAGUAUAUAUAGUCUAUGAUUGUGACAGAUUAAUACAUAACUUUCUGCUGAUAAUAAAAGUCAGAGACAGGGUUACACACCAUUGUUGAAAAUAAAAUCAUAAUUGCAUGAAACAAAACAUUUUGGCGAUAAUGAAGCCAUGAAAGCAGAAGUCUGCCUUUUUUUCUCUGUCAGGUUUUCCUUCCUCUUUAAGAGUUUAAGUUUUCAGUGGAGCAACAAUGAACUUCACUCUGAGCAAUUUUGAACACUCCUGCUGCACAGUGGAUUUGAGGUUUGGCUCUGCUCUGCAAACAAAGAUCCAAAAGCAGUGAAAUAAAUGUGAUGAAUAUGUGCUCUUACUGCUAACCAAGUGAUCACCCACUCAAUGACAGCAGAUGUGCCCCUGGCAUUUACUUUUACUCCUCAAGGUCGAGGAGCACUGCACUCUACCUUAGUAAUGGGGUCUCCUGAGGUGCACAUGGGGACUGACAUCAGCAGAUCUUCCUCUCCUUCUGUUGUUGUUUUAUGUUAUUUAGGUGGCUAUUGUUGUAUUGUUGUAAGUUACACACCAAAAAAUGUUUAAACUCCUGACGGAGGAGGUGCAUACAGGCCCGAUUUUUAACGAUUUCACUUGAACCACCACCAAAGUCAAAAACAUGUCAUAUAGGACAGCGAGGUUAGAGUGACAAAAUCAAUCAAAUAUUUUUUGCUUUCUUUCUAGGAGUUGUAACUGAUGAAAAAUACUUAUUGAAGCAAAUUAUCAAUUAUCGAUUCCUGUAAAUAUUGUUGUCAUUAAACUUAAGAAUAUAUAUGUGCACACAGUUAUGAUGACAUGGUUUGAAAGCCAUUCUCAAGUUGAAUCUUUUUAUAGGAAGAGGACAAGAGAGAGUCUGAAGAUGCUGUCAGAGACGGUCUGCUGCCUGUAAGAUCCUCCAGCAAGUCUGGUUUGGCAGUGGGUCAGUGAUGGCCUGUCUUUAGAGCGCGGCACAGAUUUCUAUAUGCUACUCAUAAGCACCCUGGCUGGUGUUGUGUACCAGGAUGAGAUCCUCAGACCAUAUGGUGGUGGUGCAGUGGGCCAGAGGUUCCUUCUGGUGCAUGACUGUGCCCAGUUUCAUGUGGAUGGAGAGUGUCAACAGUUCCUCGAUAGAAUAGAAUAGAAUAGAAUAGAAUAGAAUAAAUUUUUAUUGUCCACCGAGGUGGAAAAUAGUCUUUGGCACACCAGCACAGGAGACAGAAAGCACUAAAAUACUAACAUUGUCAUACAUAAAGACAUAUAAUGGACACAAUUAAUACAACAGAGGCAAAAUUGGAUCUAGUAAAGUAAGUAAAUAUAGAGGUAGAGCAGUUCAGGUCAUAUGAGGGGAUUAGUCACUUUGUCGGAUUCAAAAUGGCAAUGGCUUUUGGCAUAAUGGAUUUUUUUUGAAGGACUUUUUUAGAGGAGCUGAUGAUGAGUUUGUUCUUAAAAAGUUACAUCAUCUCAUCAAUAAAUAUUUCAACAGGAACAUUUUCAUUCAUCUAGAUCUAGGAUGUGUGAUUUAAGUGUUUUCAUUAUUUUCUUGAAUAGUUUCCUAAACUAGCAGGAAGAGCUGAGUUAAAUUUGACUCAUUUCUUCUUUGUUGGAAAGGAAAGUUUGGAAAGCACACUUUCUAAUCUACAAACCUCCAGAAACAAACCAGAACAUUAACAGCACACUGUUGAGACCUAAUAAAAUCCUGGUUUGAGUGUGUGUGCUCAUUUGAACCAUUUAAGUCACUUUCACUCGUAGCCUUAUAAGUUUCAUAAUCAGCAUAGGAAGAUAACACGCCCAUUAGAUCUUGUGCGUAUGUCUGUUAAACCCUUUACUUUGUCUGAUUGUCCUUGCUUCUCCACAGAUGCAGCAGGAGAGCACGCAGCCCUUUACAGACAACAAUCUUUGCCCCACCGGCCGCCUGUCAUCCCACUUGUCGCUCGCAUGGCUGAUCAGAACACAUCUGGCACCCCAGCCUUAACUGAGAGGGAAGCAUCCCGUUUGGAUAAGUUCAAACAGUUGUUGGCUGGGCCCAACACGGAUCUGGGUGAGGGAUACUCGUCUGAGAGUUUGUAGUUAUCAGUGUUUAAAUGCAGACAAUUUCCCUCUUAACAUUUCCACUAUAACUUAAUUAUCCUUUUGCUUCUUUGCAUCCUGAGCUUGAGCCCUCUGUCAGCCAGCUGCGCUGCUCUUUUAACGGUGUUGAGUGUUGGCAAGUCAUCCAGCCAUCUGGGUGUGCAGAUUACUUGGGAAAGAAUUACACCAACAACAAAAACAAAUGACUUGCCUUGUUGUAAUCAAAUGACAGAACUUUAAUCAUCUGAAUGGCCACAGUACUACAGAGUGAUUUUUGGUGAAAAACAUGCAUCCUGUCUUGAACGGCAGAAGCUGGCAUGGAACAGAAAGUUAUUUUUACGAGUCAUCUUUUUGAAAAAGGACUGUACAGACCAGAAAAAUGAGGAAAAGAUGUCAAGACAUUUUAAGGAUAAAUUGAUGUUUGUGGAGGAAAAAUUUUGGUUUCAAGAUCAAUUUUUCAGUGAAUUUUGGUCCAAAAAUUGUUGUUUACUCUUUGCUGAAGAUUCCAUCCCAUAGACUUCGAUGUAGAAUUUCAGAAAAGGCUAAAAAUUGCACGGUUCGCCUUAAGCGGCUCCUUUUCUGUAUGUCAAUUCCUGCUCUUUCUCCGUGUUUUCUGUCCACUAACCUGUACUCUCCUGCUUCCUCCGACAAGCUGUAGAUUUUACGAUAUCCUUGCAUGUUUUGUUAAGUGGCUGGCUCAAGUUUUUUUCUGAAUUCUCAGCUCUUACAACAUUAGGGUUAAAUGAACGUCACAGACUUGCUCUCUGUUAUCUUCCAGGUUCUUAGCUGUGAUAACUUAAAGCAGAUACUUACUUUUCAUAGUAAUACUAUUGACCGUGUAUGAAACUCCCCUUUUUUGUUGUAAUGCAUUACCUUUAACAUGUCAAAUCUAUAGUUUGUUUGGCCUAUUUCUGUCAUGACUGGCAACUUUGAAUUCUGAACUUUGGGGACCUGCAGGUUUAUCCUGCCGUCAUGUAGUCUGCCAGAUUGGAAGUCCAAAAAAUGUCAAUGUUUUAUAUAAAAAUUUGAUGCUGGUCACACCUUGGAAAACAGUUGAAGCAAUGGCAGACCAAUUAAGCACUAGGAGUCUUCUACUGUGGUUCCAUGCAGUUUUAGUAUGUGUAAAAGGUAGUGUGGCAUCUUCUCCCCAUGUUAUGCAGGGUCCUCCCUGAAACAGGCAUUGUCUGGAUGGCAUCAUAUGUUGCUCCAAAUAUAUCUCAUCUCUUUCAGCAUAAAUGGUACCUCUUACCUAACUAGCCACAGGCACUUCUGCAUCCCAAUACCAAUAGGGAUUCUGGUCUUUGAACAGUGAGCUGAUGAGACAAGCUGUGCGAUCUAUCCUGUCUAGAAAGGGGUGGAUGUGAAGAUUUAUCCGUCUUAUUUGGAAUUUUAAGUCCCCAGGGAAGUUUUACACCCUGAGGUAUGAAUAAAAUAGCACGAUCUGGCUGUAAUUUUUCCCUGGGCCACAACUCAUUUAAAAUGGACCUUUUGAAUGGUUCAGUUUCAAUCUCAAUUUGUGGACGCAGUAACAAACUGUGUUCAGAGACAUUGGUUUUAGAAUGGGAUUUUGAGCUCACACAGUGAUUUCCAACAAUAACGUGUGUUUUUGACGCAGUGCCACCUGAGGGCUUGAGGACCACAGCCGUCUAGUAUCAGUUACUGGCUUUGUCUUUUUUUUUUUUUUUUUUUAUUCUUCAGACCCUUCAAGCUUUUUUCUGAUCUUAUGUCGCAGAAUUGAUGGUAAAAUUUCAUAUUCAGGAACAUAUUCUGGAAUUGCUGAACUGUUUCCUCAUUCAGUCGCUCACGUAGUUGUGAACCCCAUCACUCCUUCUGACAGACCCAAUCUCUCUGAAGUGCCCUUUUUAUACCCAGUCCUGUUACUAACCUGUUGCAUAUUAAUGUAGGUCAUUUGGAGAGGUUCCCCCCAGGUGUUGAAGGUUUCACAUAUUUUUCAGUUUUUUUGUUGACCUUGCCCCCAACUGUUUUUAAAUGGGUUGCCGGGAUCAAAAUUAAAAUGAGCAUGUGUUCUUCAGAAAACAAUUUAAAAACUCCUUCAGGAGACAAAGAGAUUGCUGCUGAAAUGAGUAAAGCAGAAAACUUCUGUUUCUGGUAUUCAAUUAUUUAACAACUGAAGAAUGAGGAGAGCCUGAAUGAGACUUCAAUGAGUCCUUCUGUACUCUGAAGCUAAUACAGAAAUGUCUGUUUUCAUAGAAAUCAAAUCAAGUACAGUUAUGUAGUAUUCAAAUACAGAUCAUUACUGCUUUGGCACAGUGGUAGAGUUCUUAGUCUCUCAACCAGGGGUGCAAUCCCACCAGUGGCGAUUGCUCUAAGACUGCAAGGGAAGCUCAGCUUCCCUUAAAAUGUCACCCCCCCAAAAAAAAGAAAGUGGUGAAGUACGUACUGCUGUGUGUACAUUUCAUUAACUAAAUACGCGCUAGAAAGCCUUCAUCUUUUGUUCAGAAUCAGCUUCUUAUCACACUGUGAUAAGAAGCUGAUUCUACACAACUUCGUUCUCAUUCAUCCUCGCAGCGCCUCAGCGCUUCACACAGCCGGACGCUCAGCGUCUGCUGACUUCAAUGUGGAAGCUCAAAGUGGGUUGUUCCAGCAGCGAAACUAGACGCUCAUUGGAUAAAUGCUGGGCUUUGUCCCGCCCAUCGGACGCUCAGCGUCUCUGGAGUUCUAUGACGAGAGGGCGGUCCCAACUUUCUCGCGGACGCUGAGCUUCUGCAUCCAUGAUUGGAUGAGCUGUCUGAGGCGAAAUCCUUUUUUGAUUGACAGCUAAACAAGCGAAUCAGCGAUCUUGAAGAAUAAAACAUCUACCAGAGCAUUUUCCAAGUUAUUCAUUCCGUUGUUCUUAACUGCUCCGGAGACUUUACCGAUCCUCAGCGACUUUUGUCUUUGUUAAAAACGACUGCCGUUGUGUUUGGCGACUCUGUUCUGUUACAUACAAAUAAACAAACACAAUUAUGAUGUAGGCCAGAAAAAUGAGCUUCCCCUCCUUGAAAGACCAGCAGUCGCCACUGAAUCCCAUGUCUUGCUAUCCCCUGAAACCGUAAACUGUCUGUGGUGCUGGGUGAAGAGGAUGAGUUAAUAAUAAUGAUGGGUGCCUCAGAUAGCAGCCUGUACCUGUUGUGUGUGUGGAUGUGGUGUUAACAUGUAAAAGAAACAUGUCAUUUUCAAAAGUGGUCAGAGAGUGGAAAAAAGCACUUUUUUAAAUUCACUCCACUUACCAUUUUACCAAUUCCACCUCAAACUGUGUGGCAUAAGAAUUAAUAAGGUUUUAGCAGAACUGUUGAGAGUUCCUCUCACAUGAAUUUGAGUUUUCUUUUAAGAAAGUUUCCAAAAAUGUUUGAUUUUGCUGUCAAGUAUAAAAUAAAAAUUAAAAAAAGGAAAUUGGAAUCAGCCAGUUGAAAACUCAGAAAUUAGAAUUGGUCAGAAAAACUGCAAUCAGUGCACCUCCUAGCAGUGUUAGUCUUUAUUGAAAUCAAGACAUGACAUUUCUUAUUUUUGUACGACCUAGUGUACCGUCAAAACCCAACUGUCACGGUCUUGUCUUUUUGGAUUGACUGAGAGAGCUUCUGUAGCAGAAUCCUAAACCCCAGAUUUGGCAGAGGUGUGGGCGACAUUUGCAUGUGUGUGUUUUGCCCCAGUGGUUGCACUCCAUUUGAAUGAUGCCUGAAUAGUGCAUGGCUUCGGCCCGCCAAGUGUCCUCCCCAGGGCUCCUUUCAGCUUUCUGCUCAACCAGCACUGACUGACAGCACCUCCUCACUGUCUUCUAUUCUUACCUUUAUACAGAACCAUGCACACGGGCAGGUAGAGUAACUGACAGGCAGACAUGAAGAAAGUGCAAACACAUACUGUCACAUGCAUACUUCAUCACACAUAUAUACACACACUCGCUCACUAUAUGAUUUUUAAUAUUCUUCUCCAGCUCAGUGGCCUCGACAGGAACAAUGGAUAUGUCAGCAUAAAGAAAAUAUACUUCUGAUUAAAUAAUACUGAGCUGAUUUUUUUUUCUGUAUCUGUAUGUUCUCUGUUGAUGUUAAGAGGAUGGACAGGCCAACAUGUACAGACAGAUAAAGAGACUGUGAAGAUGUAAAAACUUGAGCUACCUGUUUUCAAACGAGAGUGAAUACAAGUACCAACUGAAAAUAAGGAGAAACAGCCCCUGUUUCUUUACAAUAUUAAAAAAAUCAUUGUAGCCUGUAAUAAAAUAGUUGUGGAAAAAUCAAAGUUUUUGCUCAGGUUUGUCCUGGUGGAUUUAAAUUUGGACUCUCAUGUAUUGUUGUUGUUGUUUUACAGAGGAGCUACGAAAACUCAGCUGGUCUGGAAUCCCAAGACAAGUUCGACCGAUAACAUGGAAGCUCCUUUCAGUAAGUUUUCUGAUCAUACACUUUAACACUCAUACUAUACUGAUCUGUGAAACACAAUAACAGUCACUCAACACUUUUAUAUCAGUACAUUCAAACAAUAUCUAUAAGUGGUAUAUCAGUGUUUCCCAUCUAUCUAUGAUAGUGUGUGAUUUAGGGGGUGGGGGUGGAGGGCUGUGUGUGUUGAGCAAAACUUGGGGGUGACUCAAUAUACUGCAUAUACUGAUACAUACUGAGGUAGCACCACGUAAGGUGUGUCGGCUUUUAUUUAGCCGUGGCAGUGCGCCACCAUCAAUUACACAUAGGGGGAAACCCAGUAGAGGACCCUAAUAGAAUUCAAACUUCCCUUUACUGUCUCAUGUUCCUCUCUCCUAUUCACCCCUGAGAUUCACGCUCAAGUUAUUUGUUGUUUAUCUUUCUUUAGCGGGUAUGAUUGAACCACAUUUUUGAAGGUAGAGCUUGGUAAUCUCCAAUGACCUGCAUUCACCACUACAUCCUAGAAACCAUUCAUUACCGUCUGCACUGUUAUUAGUCAGUGUAGAAAUUAAAAAAGUAGGUUGAAAAAAAGAAACCUGGAUUAGAGGGAUGAGGCAAUUUUAUGCCUCACUGGAUAGCUCCUAUGCUGUCUAUUUGAGCAACAGGCACUAUGGAUCGCUUCAGGCCUCAAAAUACGUCCACUUGGACUUCUACUUCGACAGUCUUGAGCAGGUCCACAUUGUUCUGACUGUACUAGAAGAUCAGCUGGUCCACCUCUGUCUGGAUGCUGACUCAUCACUGUCUCUGAGACCGAUGACUGUGUGUCGUCUGCGAGCGUCAGGAGUCUGACAGACUGGGCCCCUGAGGUGCAGUCGCUGGUGUCCAGGGAGAAGAGCAGAAGGGAGAGAACACACCCCCUAGGGGGCGCCAGUGCUGAUGGUCCAGAUUCUGGAUAUGAUGUUCCCCAGCCUCGCCUGCUAUUGGUCAGGAAUCGGUGAUCUACUGACAGGUGGAGGCUGGCACAGUGAGCUGGGUCAGUCUGUGGUGGAGAAGCUCAGGAAUGAUGGUGAGCUGAAGCCCACCUCGAGCGGUUGGUCUCAAAGCUUACCAGGUGUUGAAAUGUGUCGGAUCAGAGCCGUGGUGUGUCACUUUGACCUUGAGUUUAGGACUUUUAGACGCCUGGUUACCUGUUCGUUUGGAGGCUUAUUGGAGUUUGAAAUUGCACAGUUAACAUACUAAUACAACAUACACUUUAUGCACAGACACACACACACUGCUUCUAACUCACUGAUGUGUUAUGGUUGAAGAGAAAGUGUGACAGUGUCAUCUCCUCAGUGCCAAACGUAGUGGAAAGGAGCCAUCUGGUGGAUUAUGACUAAAGCUGCAGCUCCACUGCCACUUUGUUAAAACAAUACCAGUUUUUUUUUUUAUUACUAAUGCACAUUUUUAUGACUUUAUAGCUGUAAGAACCAAAAGUAUGGUUUAAAAACAUAAUCUUUUUAAAGCACUAUGUAACAGCAUUAAAUUACACCCUGUAUAUUGACUUGACAUUGGAGCUUGUUCUUAUUUCACUUAUUUUUGCCAAAUUUCAUGUCUUCAACGUGAAAACAGCCGAAAAAAGAGAUGUGUCAUGAACAGACUAUCUCAUCCCAGGUGAUGGGGUUUGAAUUUUUUUAUUUCAGUGCUAAAAAAAAAGUUAAGAUUAUUAAACUAAACUCUGUUUUAAGUCAAAUCAAAAUACAAAGCUUUAGACAUACGGUCCUUCUAAAACUGCCUCUUCCAUCCACUUCCCCUGUUUGUCUGACUCAUUGAGUGCCAUCGAAAAACCUUUGAGGGCUGUUAGAUGAUAAACUGUUUUAUUAUUUCUAAGUUUAUACGCUUACUCUAAGUUUAGUGGAGUUCAUCUCGAGGCCUGCAGCUGCGCCUGAUCCCUCCACCCUCCUGAGGGGAGCGUCAUUCAGCUGCGGGGGUUACUUCAAACAGAGUGCACAACAUAUCAGAGCAGAGGUGGGGAGGGACCAGCUUGAGAAAGGGUCAUAGACUCAACAGCUUUAUGAAAUAUCUGCUGGACUGAGUUAUGUGUCUUGUGUUUAAUCUCAGUCUGCGGCAGAUACUGUGUGUAUUAUCAAUCUGUGCAGUGUUAUUAAGUAGCUGCUUCAGUUCCAACUGGCUUGUCCAAACUUUUUUCUGAUAUUGUUUUAAACUCAGUCAUACGUUUACCUUGGCACUAAUCCAAAACAUGCACUGGUUGGAGGAAGAGGAAAAAUAUUAAGAAAUUUGGCUUGUUUUAAUGACCUAUAAUUAACAAAUGCCUUUUCUCCAUUUCUUUGUCUCCCCCCCUUCUUCUCUCAGGGUUACCUACCAGCUAACGCAGAAAGAAGGGAGAGCGUCCUACAGAGGAAGAGAGAGGAAUAUUUUGGCUUUAUCCAGCAAUACUACGACUCCCGCAAUGAUGAACACCAUCAGGACACAUACAGACAGGUAUACCCUAUAUUCUUAUGCAUUGAUUUAUUUAUGCUGCUUGUUGCAUUUUUGACAUCCAUCUGAACCCCAGAGGAUGGAAGAAAUGUAACCAUUGUAUUCCUGCAGCAUAAAACCAAGACAAGGCAAGUCUGAGAGGGCUGCUGAAAUGAAAACUAUGAUUUUAUAAACAAUAUCGACUUCUCUCUCUCCCCUUCUUGCCCCUUUCGAACACUCCUUCAUAAAACAAGCCCCAUUUAUCUCUAGCUGAUAGGAAACAUCAGAGAGGCUUGUUGAUGGCCAGGUGUUACAUUUCCAUUUUUGAUCGUCUCUUUUUCCCCACUGAACUCCUCUCUGUUAAAAGAGAACUGGCGUACAUUGUCAUGAUGACCAUUCCAGUAUCCAAUAGGUUUCACUCCCAAAUUUGCUUCCUCCAAAACUUUACUGGUCAAGUGAGGAAAAAUGUGUUCUCAAUCAAUCAAUCAAUCCUAAUUUUUAUAGCUCCAGUUUACUAAAAAUGAUUUCUCAAGACACUUAACAUAAAAGACCUGGUCCAGACCAAACUCCUGAUGAUAUUUACAAAGACCCGAUGUGAAGAUCAGAUCAGAUUAAGUCCCUCCUUGGAAGAUCAGACCUGCUCUCAUACCAUCUUCAACCACAGGAGUAAAACACUGUACAGCGUUUAUCAACUUACAGUGGAGAGGAAGAACUUUCUUUAACAGGCAGAAACCUCGAGCAGAACCAGACUCAUGUUAGACAGUCAUCUGCUGAGACUGAGCUGGGUUUAGACAGGGAGAUGGAGAAAGAGAGAUGGACAAAGACAAACAGCAAUAGUACUGACAGAUGUAUGGUUACAGUGCCAGAGAUAAUGGAACAAGUUUGUGAACUAUCUGUAAGAAUAGCACAAUAAUAAUAAUAAUAAUACUAGACUGGUCUUAUUGAUAGUUUCAUGUGUUUUGAAUAUUUCAUAAUUGUAAAGAUGUUAGGUUUAGCCCUUAAUAUUCAUGUGGAAGUGUAUGAUUGUCGAAUAUUACAUUCAUUUUUAUGUAGAAUCAUAUUAUUCAUGUUAUCCACCUCUGUUCACUUAAGUGUUUAUCCUGAGACCCUCUGAAAUUCCAUCCAUCUCCUGUGUACAUCUGUUAAUGUUGGAAACACUACAAGCCUUUGAAAUACUGCGACAUUUUUUCAUGAAUGGAAAGCAGGUCAAAAUAUAACUUUGCUCCAUUUAAGGCAGUCGGAAAAUACACUGAGAGGCCUUGUAGCUUCUUGGUUGACACUGGCCGGAGCUCUGUGUUUGAAUGAACUGAUUUUAUUGUGCUGUAAAAUCUUUCACAACCACUAGAAGGCAGACAUUUUCAGAAAUACUUCUGUUAUACAAUGACAUCAGCAGAGCCUGAUGAUGUUGGGCUUAAGUUUGUAUAAUUUUCUUCCAUACUAAAAUAUAGUUGCAUAUAGGAUAGGAGUAACACAAAUAAACAAAAGAUAUUGGUCAGCAAACCAAAACAAUGGACUGCUCUCUUGUAGGGUAUGCAGUUCUCAGUAUUUUUUAAAUCGAGUCAGGUCAGUAGUUGAAGCAUUUCCCCCCUCACCAUUACAUCAACAUCAGAAUACUACAUAUCAAAUAACACAUGAACUUCAUUUAAGGUAACUAUAGAAGAAAUGGGCUGGCUGCUCUUACUGACACACAACCUUUUCACUUGAGUGUUAUUUUUGAGAUCUUCAGGACCAAAGACUUGGUUUUAAUGCCGGGCAUUAAGGACAAGGGCCCAUGGAGACUCAUAUACAACGUCGCUUGUGUUCUUGUGUGUGUGUGGGCGCACAUGUGUGUGUGUUAAACACCUUUUUCUUCCAUGUUGCUGUCAGAUUCACAUAGACAUUCCUAGGAUGAAUCCUGAGUUUUUGGUGCUGCAGCCAAAGGUGACACAGGUAAGGUUGACAGAGCAGACAGGACGGUGAAUACAGUAUUAUUCCAGCACCGCCACUGAUAUCCAGUCCGUCCAAACCGACCUAUUUUAGCUGGCUUUGCUCCAGUUGCUGUCUCGCAUUUGUUCGGCUUUCUUCUGACCAAUCUGCCUGCCAGUCAUUUGUUUAUCUGAGGGGGUAGACAAUCUGAAAUGGUGUAAUUGUGGUCCAGCACAAGAGUACACUCUGCCAAGAAAGGCAAUUUUAGUUGCACUUUAACAGGAAAGGAAACAUACUGUGCACUCCUGACCACACCUGCUAUCUAUUUCAGAAAACCGUAAACCCCGAUUUCCUUCAUUGAGGAAACCAAUCCACUAACUGUUGCUCUUUUCUGCCUUCGUCACCGCCUGUUUCUGCCAGAUCUAUGCUAACCUGCCCGUUGCUUCAGUGUUUGUCUUUUUUCUCUCUCUCCCUCUCUGCAGAUUCACAUUGACAUACCGAGAACUAAUCCCCUUAUUCCUCUCUUUCAACAAGCUUCUGUCCAAGAGGUGAGACAUCUCCUUUCUGCACACACACAUACACAACCUCAGUCAGGUGGGUUUUCCCUCCUCCAUUUGAGAAGAAAUUGGUGGUAGCAUAAUCAGUGCCGCUGUUGUGAUGGCGCAUGUGAAGGAUUAAGUGUCUUUAACAAAGGCUAAGGGCUCUUUUUAGCAUCAUUAUGUUUUUAUGCAGCAACAGGGUUGUUGUUGUGGUUACUGCAAAAAUGAAUUAGAGUAAUAUUAAGAAGCCAGCCAAAGAGCAUAGUAGGCUACUGUCACGACCGCAUGUGAUCUCACAGUACCUGAUGUUUCGAUUAAAAACAAUGGAGUGGCACCUCACCAUCAAUUUCAUUUCUACGCUUUGACACAGGAAUCACAGGACAAUGAAGUUUUCAACCUACAUCUAUUUUAUUUUCUGAUGUUGUGGUAAAAUUAUUAAAAUUACCACUAUGAUAUUUGUGAGCACUAAGUGAAUUCUGUUAGCACCUGUUUGGUUAGAGUUAAGAGGGUGUAAUUAUGCUGUCACAUUUAUUUCUGUUUGCUAUACAAACACAAUAUAGUGGGUUUUCUUGCACAUUACAAGCUCUGUGUGUUUUAAGUGUUUAAAACACACUCAAUGUAACUACUGAUGUGAAAUAUACAUGUCAGCCUUUUCAGGAUACACAGAAAGGAGGUCUUGUUACCCAAUCCCCUUUGCAUGCAUCAGAACGCGGCUUACUUUUCUUCUUAAUCUAAAUAAAACGGAGAGGGUUUUAAAGUCUAGUUUUUAAUAAAUUUAACUGCCAUGCUAUAUGGAUCCUGUGGUGUUAUUAUAUUUAUGUAAUACAGUGAACCAGAAUGUGGAAAAAGAGACCGAAACGUGAACACAGGAUCAUGGCAUGUCCUCCAUACAAUAUAUGUUUUCAAGAUAACAGACACAUGAUUGGUUAUCAUCUCUUACAUGCAACGAUUGCGCCAACCUUGAAAUUCAAAUCAACAUCUGUCUAGUGUUGCUGUGACACAAUAACUGAGAUUCAUCUGCUUUGCACCAAACCAGCUUUGCAUGCCUUAAACUGUUGCAAAAUCUGCAACGCCCGUCUACAACCAACUCACCCUCUAAAAAAUGCACUCUUACACUCUUACACCAGCCUACUGUUUAACCAGCAUCAUUUGUUAUCACAAUUAGUGCAGAUGUCAUUUUAUUCUGCAGUUAGUGUUCACACUCUAUGUCUUUGUGUGUUUGUUUGUGUGUGUAAGAUUUUUGAACGCAUCCUGUUUAUCUGGGCCAUCCGCCACCCAGCCAGUGGCUAUGUGCAGGGCAUCAAUGACCUGGUCACGCCGUUCUUUGUCGUCUACGUCUUUGAGUAUAUUGGUGAGUGUUGUAUUUCCUUAUUUUUUCCUUUUCAUUGUUUUUGCUUUUAGAGGGCAGUGUUUGAUGUUUUCUUGAUGCAAGGAUAAGAUCCCCUAGCUUUUGCAAAAACAAGCCCACUACUCAAGUAAACAUGACUCUACUAAUCCCACCGUCCUGCUGUUAAAGCUGUGUCAGUCUUGGUAAACGUCUAUGAGUGGAUGCUGAGGAGCACCAGGACACUAUGGGGGUGCACCGGCUAGGGAUGGACAAUAAAUUAUCGUUCAAGAUAUAUCAUCAGAAAAAUCCUCCAUGAUAAAUAUUUGCCAUCUCAUGAUAAACAUGAUAAAUGCAAGUUGGUGAUGUAAGCAGCAGCGACAGACUCACAGCCAUAGCCCACACAGAUCAGAAUAACAAACAAACAUGCCCAAAAGUAAUGAAGAAGACGUUUGUGACUGAACGAGGCUUCACAUGUGGGAUUUCCUUCAAGAUGGGGGUUUAGAUGAGCGCAAUUAGGUUUGCCAGACAUCGGACAGAGGAUCUGCUGCUGCUGUUCAACCUGUGCAAUAAGAGUUUUCAACAAAUAUUAAUAAUGUUUUCACAUUUGAGACUUGUUUGAUGUCAUUAGUUUUCUCCAUGACCUACAACUCAAACGUGUGGUGAAGUAGAUUAUUUGACUGUUCCAACUGGUGUCGAGACAAAAUGAGUCAAGAAUAUAGAUUGGAAUUAUAAUACUUUCUUAUCGGGACUUUUAUUGCUAUCACCAGAAUGGCAAUUCUUAUCAUGAUAAAUUUUUUACCCCAUAUCACCCAUCCCUCGCACCAGCUACCACUAGCACUUAUGACAUUGAGAACACGACCACCUACACCACUAUUUCACUGGCCAUAGCGUCUUCAAUACCUGCUACCUGCUGCUACAGUUUCAUUCAGACUAAAGCUAAAAUUUUUUAGUUUUGAACAACAUGUGAACAUACUGACUGGUACGGAAACUCAGAGAGAGAAACUGCCUGCAAAACUCAAAGCACCUUAAGCCAUGUCAGCAGGUGAAGAAUUUCUGCUUUGAGCCUUACAUAAGAGAAAUGAUUAAAAAACAUUAUCACCAGAAAAACAUUGCUAACAAUUUGUCUCUCAGUCCAACGCAGAUAACUUGUAGAAUUGACUGUUUUUAUGCUCUUCUCCCUGGGAAGUUUCCAGGUGGCCUGGCCCGCCAGCUCCUUGUUUUUUAAGUCUUGUGAACGCAGCAUCACUAACUGCGGGUCUUCUUCACUCACACAUGCGCGCGUACAUCUACUCAAAAAGCAAGCUGCAAAAAGUGCCCAUGUGAUGUGUUAAAAACUCUAGUAGUGUCUGCUAUGGCUUUAGCCAACUUGGAUUACCAGGUAAAAGCUGUUUAAACGUUUGAAGCAGCUGCGUUUGAAAAGCAGCAUCUUUUUGUUAACGUCUGUGAGGACAUUAUGCAAUUUCCAAGUUUUUAGAAAAUCAAAAUCAUUUCUAGAAAAAUAAGUAGAUGCGAUCUGUGAAGGCUGAAAGCUCCUGGACAGAGUGUGUGCUGUAGUGCUGCUGCCCUUUUUAGAAAUGCUGAUUGAUGUCUUUGACCAUCUGUUCUCGAAUUAACCUACUAUCUGGUUUCAGUUCUGGAGUUAUUUGGUGUUUCUAAUCUUUUUGAAUGACUUGAUUUCUUUUUUCUCUAGUUGCAAUUCAUCAUAGCACAGUGUAUUUUUGACAUAGUGGUUGACUUGAUAGCAGUUUUCUUAUGGUCAAUGCUGAUAAUUGGAUGACAGGUUAGUUUUUGGCUAAUGCAUAACGCUGAUCUCACAUAGUCAACAAAUCUUUGUCAGCCUUUUAUAGUUUGCAUGCAUCUGUUUCAUAAAUCACCACCCUUUCACUUCAUUUUAAUUCAAUUCAAACUACUUAAAUUAACCCCGAGGGACAAUUUAAUUUCCCAGCCUACCUAUGAAAACAACAUUAAACAUGCAACACAGUGAUCAGCAACAUUCACACUUCAGCAGCAACAAAUGAGUUGUUGGGGUGCAUCAUCACAAAAACAUUUCCAAGUCAGGUCAUUAAAAUUAAAUAAGUAGAAACGGGCUUUUAAGUCAGUGACUGCUGUCAGCAUUCAGCAGCCUGAUAGCAGAUGCAACAAAAGAGUUUGGAGGGGCGCGGUGUAUCUCCACCCUGACAGCAUUUCCUCUGUUGUUCCCAUGCCUCUGUCUGAAUUUAUCUACCUCCUACACCUGUUGCUCUCCUGUGUACGUGAUGAGCCUACAGCAGAACUCCUGCUUUAUGUCAGUAGACCAGGAUACAUUCUCUGCAUCUUUACCAGCUGUAGUUCACCUGUCUUACUGUCUCUUUCUCUCUGUCCAUCUGUUUCUUUCGCUCUGCUUUAUUCUUCCUCUUGUAUCUCUGCUCUAGAGGAAGAAGUGGAAAACUUUGAUGUGUCCAGUCUCCAAGAAGAGGUCCUGAAAAACAUUGAGGCUGACAGCUUUUGGUGUAUGAGCAAACUGUUAGACGGUAUCCAGGUGAGCAUAAAUGUUCCUUUGUGUAUAAAAGGUAACAAACUGUACCAAAGAUUGAUUUGAUUUUAUGUAACCAGGAAAGCUAUUAAAACAAUUUUUAGCCAUUUCAAGAUGCAUUCUUGGGACAGACAGCAAAAGUAGGUCCUGGUCCCGGGUUUCAAAGCGAAGACUAUAACCAUUUCACCUUUUUUCAAAUGGAUUACAUUACAUAAAUAAGAGGGGAGCAGGUUAAUUACUGAAAACCUGCCGCGAAUACUUGAUUCAUUUGCUUAUUUUUUUCUUGACAAGGAGAUGGGUGAAGAAAACAAAUUGGGGAAACUGUUUAUGUCUUCUUUUCUCUCCUCUUGUCUUAAGUGGGGGGAAUGAUAAGCCUUACCUGGUGGUGGUGAUCUGUAGCCUAAACAAUAUCAGUCCUAAUCGAGCUCAGGUUCAUGGGAACAUCAGGAACCGUGUGGUAGGCCAUAUAACUUAUCUAUAGAGGAUAUUGGUAUCAGAGCUUAAUCAGACAGGUUUCUUCACUAAGCAGUUGUCCUUUAGAUACAUGAAUCUGAGACAAACACAAGGUGCUGGAAUUAAAGUGUAUGAUGCCUGUUUUAUCCAGGCAAGUUCUCAACUUAGGUGUAUUAUCGGGAUAAACCUAUACAAUGACAAAUCAAAGAUCACCUGUUUUAAGUUACGUUACUCAUUUAGCUAUUUCUGAAUAUUGCCCAUCUGUUUCUUCUUCUUCUCAGGACAACUAUACAUUUGCCCAGCCGGGUAUACAGAGGAAAGUUAAAGCCCUGGAAGAGCUGGUCAGCCGGAUUGAUGGUGAGUCAUCUGCCAAGUAGCAUCUGUUCUCUAUCACAAAAAUACAUUUUUACACAAAUAAGAGAUGGGCACAGGUCAUCGAUUUUUUUUAAUGGCUACUCAUUAUAGAGAAGCUUGACGAGGUUAAGGAGACAGACUUUGUUUUGUGUACGCAUGAAGAAAUGUUUGUAUUAGGAAUAUGAAAACUACCAAAACAACAAAAACUCUUGAAUACCAGGACACAAGUAAGCAGAGCAAAGUCUGCCCUGAGUUAGCAGGAAAGGAUGCCAUUAGAACAGACACUCAGGCAGCACUUGCAGCUGAAUGACAGCGUACUGUGGAGGGGUGGCAUUUGGAGACAGAAAGCAGAGGAUUCUUGCCACCACUGUGCCACUGAAGGGAGUGUUUCCCACAUUGAAACUGAUUUUCAACAGGAUGUGCACUUAACUUUAUUCUAAAAGUGUGGAAGACGGGUUUAAAGUUUUGAGGAGCCCGGGUGUAGAAAAACUGUGGAAAAGUAAGAGGGAAAAAAGUGUAUAGUGGUCAUUUGUCUGUCAAUAGGCCAACUUUUCCCAGUUUGGUGGAUAUGAGUCUGUUUGUUUAUACAUUUCAAAUUCUUUGACUCAUUUAUACAACUUCUCAAUUAUCUCAAUGUACCAUUCCUUGCUUAUCAAAUUGAGUACUGAUCUUUAUUUUAAGAUAAAAGUAAAAACUAAAAGCAGGCUAACAGGAAAUACAAAAAGAGGGUUUCAUAUUGAAGGAACUCUAGUUCCAUGUCUGUGGCAGAACGUAUCCUCCCAGGUGUAUAUGACCAUUCUCCAAACAACAGUAUAAGUCAGAGGGAACCAGUAAACUCUACAAGUUGUACCCAAACUAAAACGCUUGGGUAGUGCAAACAAGUUAACAAAACACAAAAGAGAGUUAUUCGUUUGGUUAGAGGGAGGAAAGAAGAGCAAAUAUGAAUAAGUGGCUCAGAGCUGCUGCAAAACACUCACCGCCAGAUGUGAAACAUGUCUGAUCAGUCAACUUUUGUCAAUGAAAAAUGUCAUCCUAAAUCCUCCCACCAUCGGAGACAUCUCAACAAUUUUCUUUUUGCCGAUCUGCUUGUUUUUUUAAAUGUAUUUAUUCAUUAUUAUUCUUUUUUUUUAAUUUAUGAUGUCUUUGUGAACUAGAGAUUAUUCUUUUGUUUUUGACAGAGAGUCUACAUCGCCACAUGCAGCAGUAUGAGGUAGAAUACCUGCAGUUUGCCUUCCGCUGGAUGAACAACCUUCUGAUGAGGGAGCUGCCGCUGCGCUGCACAAUUAGACUAUGGGACACGUACCAGGUACAAAUACACUUAUAUAUUGCUUUUGCUGGAGAUCUCAGAUGGAGGAAAAUCCUCUGAUCAUGACAUCUGUGAUUGUUUCAGAAGUGGUGUAAUUCCCAGAUCACAGCCAGCCUGGCACCAUGAUAUAACACAAGGCAGUUGUUGUUGUUGAGUUGUUGAAUCUGCAGAAAGUCUCUGUCUGCACACGUCCUCACAAAAGCUGAUGAGAGAUGUCACAGUGUCAGUGAGUUUCUUGAGAGUUGUAGCUGCAGCUUCAAAAACACUCCAAUCAGUGCGAUGGAAGCAGCUUUGGCUCUUCCGUCCGUUACCUCACAGUCCUCACAACAGACUUAGCAGAUUUUAAUUUCUGCCGUAAUUCUAAAUCCAGUCUCACUUUGAAUCUUACUGUAAGUUUCAACAACACAUCACAGAGUGUCUUGAAUGAAUGCUUUCUUAUUUAGAUCAACCUUUGUGCUAAACAAAUGUUACCUUUUUUAGGCUGAACCCGAGGGCUUCUCCCAUUUCCACCUUUAUGUGUGUGCAGCCUUUCUGGUGAGGUGGAGGAAAGAAAUUCUGGAGGAGAGAGAUUUUCAGGUAACUUUCACAUGACACAGCAGCUCCUAUAAAACUUUUUUUUUUCGUUGUUUUACUUGGCUCAUCUAUUUUUGUGCAAGCUGGUAGCCGUUAGUGAGCUAUUUUAAAAAAUGACAAAGCAAAACAGAUAUUCCAAGGACAGUGUUAGAUAUUUGCUCUUUGGGUUACUUAUUUAUUGCUAGUUUGAAUCACCCAACUGUUUUUAUCCGGUCUGUCGUAGGAGUUUAAUCAUAGAAAGAUGCAAAUGUAAAAUCAAAAGCCUGUAAUUCACUUUUUGAUUUUGUAAAAACGGUUAGAAAAGCUGUUUCUGAAGAUUGUGAGAGUUCAGGAUUCACCUGUUGUUGAUUUGCUCUCUAGAAAAAAAACUGUUUAAUCGGAUGAAAUGAAGCCUCGGCCUGGAUAAGCUUUUUACGUCUCUGUCUUGGCAGUUGCGAAUGAAUUUCCGACAUCAUUAGAGACACUGAUGCGUUUAUUAUUACAGUGUACUGUGAAGAUGUGUUUCUCCAUUUGACCGGUUUCUCACAAAUAUCCUGAUGUUGUUAUUACCAUGAUAUUUUUUGUGAUCAUUGUGAGAUUAGAGUCUGUUACUGUGGCAGUCCAACCGAAAACAUGUUUUCUUUUUCAAUAGGGAUUAAUGAUCCUCCUGCAGAACCUUCCAACAAUGCACUGGGGAAACGAGGAAGUGAGCGUGCUGCUAGCUGAAGCUUACAGGUUAAAGUUUGCCUUCGCCGAUGCUCCCAACCAUUACAAGAGAUGAUCAUCGUAGCUCUCUACAGCUGCCUCCCCCUCUGUGUACUCCUCCUCUCCUGUCCGACUGUCAUAGACUGUCACUUUAAGACACCAGACCUAGAAGGACCUCUUUUUUUAACCUCCUUUUGGCCCGUUCAGCUACUGAGAGAUUAAAACCAGCCAAUGACUAUGGGAGGGGUGCGGUAUAACAACACAGUAUGACGAUGUUGAGCCUCUUUUUGUUACUUUUCUUUGAGCACCUCUAAAAUUUGCACUCCAACACUUCAGUACAUAGCCCUUGUUUCAUUGAAAUCCACAAACCUUCAGUUAGCUCAGUGGUUCUCAAUCCAGUCCUCGAGGCCCACUGUCCUGCAUGUUUUGGAUGUUUCCCUGCUCCAACACACCUGAUUCAAAUGAUCAGCUCGUUAUUAAACCAAUACAGAGCUUGAUAACGAGCUGAUCAUUUGAAUCAGGUGUGUUGGAGAAACAUCCAAAACAUGCAGGACAGUGGGGGGCUCGAGGACUGGAUUGAGAACCACUGAGUUAGCUCAAGCUGACAUCUCAAAUUAUAACCCAAGGUUUAGAUAAGGUCCAUGAGCGGUUGUUCGUGCCAGGAGUUUUGUUUUAAUUACAAAAUGUGCUUCUCUGAUAAUUUCCACAGUCCUUUAGUUUGUCACGAAACCAAACAUGACUUUCAUUGUUUGAAAAGACGUAGAAAGCAAAAGGGCCGCUGUGUUGGAUGGUUUACAUAUCAGAACCUACUUGCCUGCUUUUAUUUAUUUUUUUCUCCUGCAUUUAGUUGAGGAAAAAUAGACUUUUCACAGGAAGACAGAGAGCGAGACCUUUAGUGUGUGAAAGGCUUGUCUCUUUUACCACUAACCCCGCACACUAACUUUUAUAUUUUGUUCUUCAUUCAGUGUUUCAGUUGAAGCUGCAUUUGAGUUUGGUCACAUUGGUAUAUCAGAAGUUAGGAACAAACUAUUACGUUACAACCUCAGAACUACAGACUGCAUAAAACAGGGUGGUAAAAGUUAGUAAAUGAAAUUAGCUUAAAUUAAGGCCAGUUAAAGGUAAUUAAAGGUAGUAAAUGUAAUUUUCAUCACCCCUUAAAUAUAUUAUGACUUUUCCAUUGAUGCUUAAUCUUUAUUUUAAGUUCUUUUAAAUAAAAAUCUAUUAAAGAAAACUACAUAUGAGCAGGACGGGAGGACCUGGGUGGGCAUUGACAGCCAAUUCGUGAUCCUGACGACAUUUGCUGCCCUGUACAGCAUGUACUCUAAUGAUUCUGCAGCCCCCAAUUUCAGUAUUAGUAUAUUUAUUCAUUCUUUAACGAUAAACAGUCAACAGGCUGCCUGUUCAACCUUGUAGAUUCAACUGUGUACAGUCGUGCAGGGACUUCUGAGUCUAAGUUGCCCGCUGGACACAGUGUGCACUUCAUACACACAGACUGUGACAGAGGAGGAGAGGGAGAAGUUUGUGACAGGAAUGACAAGAAAAAUGAAGUAGGUGUCAGAGGCAAGGAAAGCAAGUGACGGUAAACAGAAUAAAAAAGACCAGAAGGUACAUCUAAGCCUACAUAGCCCUUGGGUUCACUGUGAAUACCGUCAGAAAUGAGGAAAGACUGGUGUGUGUUUUAUAGUUAAAGACUCUGGCAGCGGACAGAAUGAAACCUAACAAAUUUAAACAGUACCUGGAGACCUAACACCCCAGUUAUGUCAUAAGCCGCUGGACUUUUUCAUCAUUGAGAACCACUGGACUAUACAAAGAAUCCACAGAUCACCAGCAGGGGUUGUGCAUCUAUCACCCCUCCCAAAAAAGGCCGCUGCACAAUGACGAGUUCGUAGUAAAAAUAUUUGAGAGGUAGUAAAUGCAAAUUUAGGAUUACUGUAUAAACCCUGGUGCAAUGUAUUGCCUUAGUCCAAUUAAAAACUGGACAUUCAAAAAGAUAAACAUAUUAGUCUGACUAAAAAAAGCAUUAAAUUGUGUGUAUCUGUGAGAAACGUCUCAUAGUUGCACUAACGUACCUGGAAAAUAUGGUAUGGGAUUGAUUUUCUCUUUGGUGUAUCUGUAUACACAGAAGAGAAGAUCAGUUGGACUGAAACUAGCUGAAGCCUUUUGUGCUUCUCCCAGCACACCGGGCUUUGAGCUGGGAAUUAAACAGCAUGGAUGCGUUGCUAGGAAACCAGAUAGUAAACAAACCUCAGCCGUUGCAAAACGCAGAAAAGACAAAACAGUUUGUCCAGAGCUGUCUUAUUGUUUCACGCACAUUCCUUUAGCCUCUUAUGAAUGUGUUUUCACAACUGUUAAUACUAAAUACAUCACCUGGGACAUGACCUGAUAGUAAUGUGAAAGCUUUUUUCCACCAACAGGAGCAGAGAUGCACAUGCUUCUAUCAAUAAUUAGAUUUAUGCUCAGUGCGUGUACACCGGAAGAAGGACAGUAGUCCUGUAAAACAUCCAACCCAAUCCAAGAAACUGCAGAACUGCACUUUAAGCUCUUCUGUAUUGACUUCACAUCUGAAGCCCAGAAGAUGUCGCAGUCUCCCUUCCACUUGAUUUUUCUUGAUCUCUCCCUGUCCCUCAGUCUUUCUCUCCAUUAUUUAUCCUUUGAGCUGACAUUUCAAAGAUUAGUUUCACUCCUUUAGUUUUAUUUUUUUAGCUGUUUACAUCACAAAUAUAUUCAGUUGUGCCUGACUGGAGAUUUUAGACGAGAUCUUUAUGUUUUUCAUCUCGAAUGAAUUUGAAAGAUUUUAUAAUUUUGCAAGCAAUAGUGUGAUGUGAUUGAAUUUACCCUAAAAAGACAGAAAUGACCCUUUUUGGGGUGUGCUUGUAGCAUCAUGAACUAUCUUUAUAGUAUGUCAGCAUUUUACGGUUCUUACUUGCAAAAUAUCAGCUUGCUAAACCCUUCCUUUUAAUUUUUAUUGAAAGACUAUUAGACUUACCAUUUAUAGUUAGCCGGUCAAGCUUUGAAUCUCCCACAUGUAGAAUUAAAGGUAUGGGCUGUGCGAUGAGGGAUAAUCUGCAUCUUAAAUGUCUGAGCUAUGGCGGCCUUUCUAAACCAAAAACCCCUAAAAGUUUUAGAAAGGGGCGGGGCUUUGAACAUUAGCAGUACUGUGUUAUGUUCAGUCAUGUAGUGUGUGCAGUAACAGCUGAGGUUUUUUUAUUUUUUCAGUGCCAAAGAGCACAAUGAAAAAUCAAGAGCACAGUCUGUGUUGUGGAUAAUGACGUUUUUCUUCCCAACUAUGUUAUCUUCAGAAUUUCAAUGUGUAAGGCUAUCCUGCUGAAUGCCUCAGAGUCAGGUCAGUGAUGUCUUAUGUACGUACACACUCCAGCAACACCAACUGACCAAUCCAAUUGUCAGACAUCGGAUCACUCCUGACGCACUGGUUUUUAGUUUUCAGCCAAAAAUGUCUCUUGUUACAGAACAGGCGAAACAAUGGUAUAAGAUUUUUUUUAUAGACUUUACUCAAAGAGAUUGUGAUUUUAUCAUAUUUUAAAAAACUAACAAAUUAAAAUGUUGGACAUCAGUACCAUACAUGAGCCAAGUUUUAGAUUGCAAGGUUAAUUGUUUGUUGAUGUAAUCCCCAGAUGGGAUUACACGGUGCUCUGAAAGGCUUGCUCAAAAGACUUCAGCGAGUUUGUGUUUAAAGAGAUUUGCUCAAAUCGCCGGUCAGUGAAUCUUUUUAAACACAACUUUGUUGUAUGGCAACAAAGGAGGAGGUUUCCAGAAUGUUGGGUUCUGGAAUGCUGGGGUGGUUUAGAAGGGGUCUUUAGUAUAUUUCAAACUGCGCUCUAUUUCCCCAUCUGUUUGUGUGCUUGACUGAUGGAGAACACUUUCUGAAAUUGCAGUAUCAGGUGAAUGCGGAGCAGCUGUGAGACUUGCAGACAUUCUUGCUCUGUGGGCAGGGGAUCACACCAACAGUCUCCAAGCUUUGUGACCUUGCGGCUGGUUCGCCUCUCCCUCCCUCUCAAUUUCAGAAAUCGUUCCCUGAAGUUCCUCUUUGAAGGGACAGUGGCUGGCAUGAAGCGCCUUAGACACUGAAUGAGGGUUUUCAAACCGUGGUUUUCUGCCAUGCUCAAAAUUUGUUGAAUUGUAAAUCAUGUAAAAGCUGCUAAGAAGCAACCAGGAGCUAAAAACAAAAGCAUAUUACCCCCUCUUUAAAGAUGAGGCAAAAGCAGUCUGUCUCCAUGAAGUGAAUCAUUAUGAGACAUCAUUCAGAAAUAAUAACAUCAUUCAGCUAUGAACAGAUCCAACCUUUAGCCUAUUUAUCUCUUACUAUGGCUGAUCGCUUAUUAGCCUCCAUCACCACUGUGAAAAAUAAAGGACAUAAUUUAUCUACUGCUAAUGAAACAAGGGACAUUUGACAGUUACUAAAACAGUAACAAAGGGUACGGGGAUUUGUCCCUUUAUUGGCAUAUCCAAAGGUCGAGUUUUCAUUAAUUUCUCUAUGUUGCCUAAUUGUGCUCUCUUUUUUUUUUCUUCUUUUUUGUGGGUUGGGGCAAAGAUGAUAAAUCAAGUCAAAUCCGCUGCAGCAAGAUUAAGAGGGUCUGUACUCUACAUCCCUUUUUCUUUUUCUUUCUCCGCCGAACUUCACAGGACAAAAUGUUUGUAAGACAACAUUUCCCCCCAUAGCUUUUGCCUCAAAAAAGGAGAGCCAAUAAUUCUGGAGUUUGGGAGUCAUGAGGUCUAACUCGUGAAUAUGAAAAUUUGUACAGAAAAAAAUUUUGAAUCAAAAAAACUGUAAAUAUAAAGUGUAAAUAAAUCUGAUAUAUGACAAAUUGCUUUGAUUAAAGCGUGACAUGUGUCUCUGCUUUCUCAGAGUGAAAUUAUUUUGGGCUGUUAUGGUUGUGAAAUAAAUUGAGUGUAUAGAUAUUUUUGCAUUUUUAGUGAAGUAGUUUAAGGGAGACGGUAUGUUUGUUGCAGAAGUAUCUGGUGAAAUCUCAGUUGAAUUCAAGGUGUGCAGAGUUGAAGAACUAAAGACAAAACUGAAAUUUAUCUUUAUAACUGUUUUAGGCUUCAAUCUGCAGACUGGAGCAAGUAACUAAAGCUGCAUGCUCGUACAUCCAUGAGUGUUAAAUUUACCCCAGUAAAACACAAAUUUUAACUCUAACCUAAAUGGCCAAUGCUGCAGUAAUAUACUUACCAUCUGGAAACAAUCUAGUUUAAACAUAACCCUGAAAGUUAUGAUACUCAGUAAAACUAAAAUUGAGGUCAACAUGACCCAAACAAUAACUCACAGGUGUGGUGAGUGUCCUCUGGUAAUGACUCCUGAUUGCAAUCAGCUGGAUGGACUGGGUUUUUCCAACCCCUGCCUUCUGAUUGGAUGAGAAGCUUUUUUCUAUAUAUAUACUCACAGUUUCUUUGCAUUCUGCUUGAUGUACUUUCCUCUGAAGAAGUCUCAAAAGGUGGCAAAAUGUUAGGAGCUCUCCCUUUUCACUCUAAAGAUGUUUAAAAAGUAUAUAUUUUUUAAAAUAAUAAUAAUAAUAAUUAUUAUUUUUUUAAUAAUAAUAAUAUUGUAGUUGUUAUUGUUAUUGUAAUUAUGUUAUUAUUGUUAUUGCUGGGCAUUGAAGCAAAGAGAAGAAGUUGCAGUGCACACUUAAUCCACUUGGUGGUGCCACUGAUCCAGUUUUGAGAGAUUUAGCUUUGAAAGCAAAAUCUUAACUGCUGCUCAUGUGUUUGAUCUACACUCACCGGCCACUUUAUUAGGUACACCAUGUUAGUAACGGGUUGGACCCCCUUUUGCCUUCAGAACUGCCUCAAUUCUUCGUGGCAUAGAUUCAACAAGGUGCUGGAAGCAUUCCUCAGAGAGCUUGGUCCAUAUUGACAUGAUGGCAUCACACAGUUGCCGCAGAUUUGUCGGCUGCACAUCCAUGAUGCGAAUCUCCCGUUCCACCACAUCCCAAAGAUGCUCUAUUGGAUUGAGAUCUGGUGACUGUGGAGGCCAUUUGAGUACAGUGAACUCAUUGUCAUGUUCAAGAAACCAGUCUGAGAUGAUUCCAGCUUUAUGACAUGGCGCAUUAUCCUGCUGAAAGUAGCCAUCAGAAGUUGGGUACAUUGUGGUCAUAAAGGGAUGGACAUGGUCAGCAACAAUACUCAGGUAGGCUGUGGCGUUGCAACGAUGCUCAAUUGGUACCAGGGGGCCCAAAGAGUGCCAAAAAAAUAUUCCCCACACCAUGACACCACCACCACCAGCCUGAACCGUUGAUACAAGGCAGGAUGGAUCCAUGCUUUCAUGUUGUUGACGCCAAAUUCUGACCCUACCAUCCGAAUGUCGCAGCAGAAAUCGAGACACAUCAGACCAGGCAACGUUUUUCCAAUGUUCUAUUGUCCAAUUUCGAUGAGCUUGUGCAAAUUGUAGCCUCAGUUUCCUGUUCUUAGCUGAAAGGAGUGGCACCCGGCGUGGUCUUCUGCUGCUGUAGCCCAUCUGCCUCAAAGUUCGACGUACUGUGCGUUCAGAGAUGCUCUUCUGCCUACCUUGGUUGUAACGGGUGGUUAUUUGAGUCACUGUUGCCUUUCUAUCAGCUCGAACCAGUCUGGCCAUUCUCCUCUGACCUCUGGCAUCAACAAGGCAUUUCCGCCCACAGAACUGCCGCUCACUGGAUAUUUUUUCUUUUUCGGACCAUUCUCUGUAAACCCUAGAGAUGGUUGUGCGUAAAAAUCCCAGUAGAUCAGCAGUUUCUGAAAUACUCAGACCAGCCCUUCUGGCACCAACAACCAUGCCACGUUCAAAUUAACUCAAAUCACCUUUCUUCCC